GACUCCGCCCUCUCAUGUCCGCGGCUCGCCGAGGGUUACACUUCCUCGAGUGGAGCGAAACCGGAUUCGUACAUAUAUUUUUUAUGAAACUAAUUUUCAUGUCUAUAUUUUGUUAAAGUCUGCGUGUUCGCCAUGUUGACCUUUUCGGAAGUCGCGGUUGUCAUGGCAGCGCUGUGCGCUACCGCGUCCGGUUACUUCGUCAGCGUUGAUGCUCACGCAGAAGAGUGCUUCUACGAGCGAGUCAACUCGGGCACCAAGAUGGGCCUCAUGUUCGAGGUGGCCGAGGGCGGCUUCCUGGACAUCGACGUCGAGAUCACAGGUCCAGACGGAAAGCAGAUCUACAAAGGAGACCGGGAGUCCAGCGGGAAGUACUCGGUGGCCGCGCACAUGGAUGGCACUUACAAGUUUUGUUUCAGCAACAAGAUGUCCACCAUGACCCCCAAGAUCGUCAUGUUCACCAUCGAUAUCGGCGAGGCGCCAAAGGGUGAUGGAAUGGAGACCGAGGUUGGUGGUGGCACCUGGGAUGCGCACCAAAACAAACUGGAGGAGAUGAUUAAUGAGCUGGCCGUGGCCAUGACGGCUGUCAAACACGAGCAGGAGUACAUGGAGGUCCGUGAGAGGAUACACCGAGCAAUUAACGACAACACGAACAGCCGCGUGGUGCUCUGGUCGUUCUUUGAGGCGCUGGUGCUGGUGGCAAUGACCCUGGGACAGAUUUACUACCUGAAGAGGUUUUUCGAAGUGCGGCGAGUCGUUUAAAUCACUAUUUGUAACCGUUUUUGUAUCCCAAAGUGUCUCGCCGUUCUUUGGACUUGUGUGGAGAAUAAAGACAAACUAUUGAGGGGGAAAAAAAAUAAACAGGAAGAUGACCACGUCCUGGUCAACGACUAGUAACGGCUCGACCUGUGAAGGCUGAGAAUGCACUCCACUUCUUUUCCAUUCAUGGUUCUGGUUAGGAAUACAGAUCGCAUUCGUGUAAAAGGUGCAAUGGUUGAAAGAUUUCCUAGGAAUGCUGAAUUUGAUACGAGGGUGAACUUUCCCAUCAUGAUCGGCUUCCUGUACGAGGGCGAGUCAAAUUAAAUGCAUUAAAAGAGCGACUUCCUUAUUUUUCUUUUCCUGGUGCACUGGGGUCAAGCAAAAUGGAGUUAAUGUAGAAAAUAUACGUGCUUUUUACAGUACACAAUUUAAAAAAACAAGCUUUUCAUUUGAUUCAUUCUUGUAGUGUCUAGAAAUAAAGGCAUUCAUGGGAAAAAAUUCAAUUGGUGCACCUUUAAAAAAAACAAUUUUAAUGAUAUCAGAAGUGUCCCACAUGAUAACAAAUUUGACCUGUGUUUAAUUAUUAUUAUUAUUAUUAUUAUUAUUUUAUUAAUAUUAUUAUUUAGAAACCUAUCUGUGUGCUGGGUUUUUAGGGAAAUAGAUAAACGAGUUGUUACACCACAAAUGUUUUUUCCCUGUGACACGCUGCACAAACUUGGGAAUUUGAGACACAACAGGAGCACGUGUGGGUUUGUUUCAUGUGGUGGUAUCAGUGGUCAGGGUCGGCUUUUAUUAACGGCUUUUAUUAAGUUACUAUCUUUAUAAUGCCCUGUAGAGCAACUUGGGUACAAAUCAGGAGUUUCUGUGCCAUCUUGGGGUCAACAGAGUUCAUGAGAUACAAUGACUUUUUUUUUUUCCUUUUCUUUUAAGAAAAAUAAUUUCCAUGUUCGAUUUUUAGUUGAAACUCCAGAUUUGUCCUUUUUUUGACUAAAGUGCAUUUAGAGACGCCGUUGGUCUGUCAUUUGAAAUAAAAUUCAACUCCUGUGUACAAAAUAAAA
Molecule: messenger RNA, 1814 nt
Organism: Clarias gariepinus (North African catfish)
Lineage: Eukaryota; Metazoa; Chordata; Actinopteri; Siluriformes; Clariidae
Product: transmembrane emp24 domain-containing protein 2-like
Exons: 5
Coding region: 133-759 (208 amino acids)
Biological process (GO): endoplasmic reticulum to Golgi vesicle-mediated transport; intracellular protein transport; Golgi organization
Cellular component (GO): COPII-coated ER to Golgi transport vesicle; endoplasmic reticulum; Golgi apparatus
Source: RefSeq, a predicted model, not a curated record